Paramecium sonneborni is the source of this 7950-nucleotide messenger RNA. NCBI's taxonomy places the organism in Eukaryota, Ciliophora, Oligohymenophorea, Peniculida, Parameciidae. The record is from the annotation of a GenBank genome assembly.
AUGAAGUAUUAACUUACAGCAUCAGAAUUUUUUGAAGUAGAUGCAGAAGUAAUUUAAGAAACAUAAUUAGAUGAAAAUGUUAAUAGACUCUUUUAACUUGAAAGAAAUAAAAAACUAUAUAGAUUACAAAGAUGAUAUAUAAGAUUUUUUUCGCACCUCUUUUUUGCGAUAUCUGCUGAAUAAAAUUGAUGAAAACUUAGAAAAUGUUGCCAGGGAGAUCUAAAAUAACUCUUGGUAUAACUGCUCUUAGGUUUUGAUUUUUAUAGAAGAAUUAAUGGAAAAUAAUAUAAUUUUCUCGUAAUUCUAUAAUAAUUUUUAAUAGUUAAGAAUUUUAGUCUUAUGAACAUUUAAUUUGUAUAAUUGAAUAUACAGAUGAUUUACUUAUUUAUGAAUACGUUUUAUAGAUAUUAAAGAGCUUUGAUGCUAGAAUCUAACAAAAUUUAACUCUAAGAAUUCUUUAUUUCUAGAAAAUAUUAUAUGAUCAUGUUAAUUAUUUGGCUUCCAAAAAAAUAGAAUUGAUAGAUUUUUAUUACUAAGAUCCAAAAUAUAACACAAUUACUUGUCAUCCAAUUGAUGCUUUAUAAUUUGAUAUAGAAUAUUAUGAACCAACCUAAUUAGUGGAAAGUUAUGAAUACCUAUCUCAGAACUUGAUUGAAAAUAUAAGUCUGUAUAGAGAGAUCUAAACUAAAGUAUUAAUAAAAUAUAUAUUCUAUAGAAAAUUACAAUAAUAGAUGAUCAUUCAAGUUCAGCACUUAAUUUAUCAAGAAAUUUAUUAAAUAUGCAUGAUAAGCACAUUUCACCAAUGAUUGAGAUUCUUAAAUAUAGAAUACUUAUUAGAAGAGGAUUACUUUCAAAGCCAGAAUAAACCAGAAAUACCAUUAUCAAAUUACAUUUAAAAUCUUUUUAAUAUCUUCAAGAUUUAUUGAAAAAUGAAUAUAACUUAGAUUCAAUUAAAUAUUUCAAAUAAAAUGUUAAAGAUUUUGAAGAUGUUGAUUAUUUUAAUUUAUUUAAGCUUUAAACAAUAGAUACACUUGUAUUAAAAGAGUUACUUUUAAUCUAUUCAAGAAAUAUUAAAGAGUCAUAUUAUUAAAAAAAAGCCAAAGAAAUAUUAGGACUUCUUUAAGAUGUUUUGUCAAUAUAGCAUAUAGAAAAAAAUGAAUAAAUUCUUGGUUAUCCUUUAAGAUACUCUCCUUAAAUAAUGACUGAACGAUUAGCUAGAAAUGAAUUGAUAAUUAAUAGUAUCUUAAAGUUUUUCCAACCUUUAUCAAAUGAAAGAUCCUUAGAGAAAUAUUAAGAAAUAAAUGAAACAUAGAAAAUUUUAAAAAAAGCUUUGAGUAUUUAGGAUAAUAAAUUAAUGCUUCCUCCUAAAUAAUUAAUUGGAAUAAUAAGGCUUUUAAGUUUUUUAUCUGUAUAUUCAGAUCUGCAAAGAAAUAAUUAGAUUUUUGAUUAUUUUUUAGAAAUAGCUGAAUACUACAUAAAUUAAAGUCUUAGUUUGUAAAAACCAACUGAAAAUGGUUAUAUUUAAAUAUGCUUGAAUGAAGCAUAUGAAAUUAUUUAUGGUGUUAUUAAAGCUAUUAUUCAAGUUUUUGGAUAAAAUAAGUAUCAUGAUAUUAAUCAAGAUAGAGAUUCUAUUUUUGCUACAAAGAUUUUAGAUUCUAAACUGUUAAGUAAUAUAACAACUAAAUUAUAAUAAGCAGUUUAAUUAAACAAAACAAUUCUAAUAACAUUUAAAUUAGUUUCUACAUUAUUAAAUGCUGCUCCUUAAUUAACAGUCAUUGUUAUUAAUACCAACUUACCAGAUUUUUUGAAUGAAAUUAUUUAAAAAAUCAAUAUAGUUGAAUUAAAAUCAUAAAAUAUGAUUAAUAUUCUUAAUUUUUAUUAAAAUAUUUCCCAAUAAGAAAAUGGAUUCCAAAAAUUUAAUAAUGAUGCAAUAAUUUUUUUUGAAAGGGUAUUAUAUUAUCACUUAAUUACUCGAGAACUUAUUCAGAAAUAGAGUUUGAUUGAUUUAGCUUCAAUAGCAAAUAAAAAUAAUGAAAAAAGUAUAACAUUAAUAAUUAAAAUUGUUAUAAAAGUAUUAUAACUAUUUUUAUAAUAAUUAACUGAUAAAUAAAACCAAUUAAACUAUGAUCAGAAUUUUAAAUCUUAAUAUGUAAUGAUAAUUAAAAAAAAAAGAGCAAUAGAAUAAUUUAUGAAGACUUUAUCUCAGAAUAAUCGAUUUUUACACUCUGAAGGAUAUUUCGAUAUUUUUGUGAUGCUAUUCAAGAUCCCAUAAUUUAGUUCUUUUACAUCUUUUAAUCUUGAUCCUUAUAAAUGUCUUAAAAAGGCAUUCGAAUUAAUAGAAUCUUGGGAAGCAGAUUUGGGAUUUUCUUUGUAUAAUUCUAAAAAUUUGGUUUAAAAUUAAUAAUAGUUCUUAGAGAAUUGCUCUCUUUAAACUUACUAAGUAACUUCUCGGUUUUCUGAAAUUUUACAUUAUUUUAAUGAAGUUAAGAUUUCAAUUUAAUCUAGGAGAUUGUAAGUUUAAAUUUUAAAUGAUGACUUAAUAAAUAAAUGUAUUGCAAUAUUUGAAAUUCAGAUUAUCUCUCAAUUUUGGAUAUCAAAGAGCAAGAUAGUUGAUGAUGCAAAUCAUCCAUGUGCAUACAUACUUGUUAUCAUUUUUAUAUUAAUUAAAAGAACUCAUGAUAGAACAAAUAGAGACUAAAUUUUAAGUUAAUUCUUUAGUAAAAUAAGUUUGUUAUUAAACAAUAUUCCUGAAAUAACUCUUUAAAUUCUUAAACAAAUUAUUUUUUUAUUAGAAUUUUUAUAAAAGAGAAGUUUUGAGAUUUAAGAUAUUAUUUUCAAUUCUAAAUUAGACCAAAAUUUGUAAAAUACCUUAGAAAAUUACAUUCGUAUAAUCAACUCUGUAAACCCAAAUUAAUAACUAAUAUAAGACUUAAACGAAAAUAUUUUAUAAAUACUGAAAUUAUUAUAUGACAGUCCAAGAUAAAAUCAUAGUCUAUCAACAAAAAAAAAAAUGAUUGAAAAUAUUUAAAAUUUGAUUUUAAUAACAUAAGAUUCCUCGCACUAAAACAUUUAAUAAAUUAAGUAAUAUUUAUUGAUUAAAGGAUUUUUUAUGUAAAGUCAAAAUUUUAUUUAUCCAACAAGAAAUAAUGAUUCUAUUUAUUAAUAUAGCAGAGCCCAAUUAAACCUAUAUAAAUAAUAGAUAGAUAAUAGAUAUUAAAUAGAAUAAGAAGCUCUCGGAGUAUAUCUUAAGCAAAAUAUUUUCUUUUUUUCAAAUUCAUUAAUCGAUAAAUUAUAAAACCUUAAUAUAAAAUUUGAUGAACUAGAACUAUAUAAAUAUUUAGAAUUAAUAGUUGAUCGAUUAUUCAAGUUAAAAUUAAAUUUUUUAAGAAUUAAAUAUGAACAAUAAGAGAUAUAAAAUCUAUCUAAUGUGAAUAUUAAUAGUUUAAUAGUGCUUUUACAUUUGAUUUAUUAAUAAAAUAAUUUAUUACAAGAUCAAUACUCGUUUAUUCUGGAACUACUUAAAUUACUUGUUGUUUUGCUAAUUCAAGAGGAUUAAAACGGACACUUAGCUGCUAAUUUUAUCCUAGCCAUUUUUAAUUAAUAAAAUACAUAUGAUUAUUGCAUUUUUGCUUUAAUAAAAAAGGGGAUAAAAUUGUCUCUAAACUCUAAUGUGUAAAAUCAUAUAACUUCUAAAAUUUGUAUUGAUAUUUUAGUAAAAGUUUUCUUAAAAGAAAGAUAAUAUGUAACUGAAUUUGUUUUGAAAAAGAAGGGUUUAGAAGCCUUACUUAAAAUGAAAGGAGAAUGUUAAUAUCAAUUUUUUAGUCUGUCAAAUAGCUAUGGCUAUAAUUUAUGAUUAGACUUUAGUCAGAGUCUAAUUAGAAACUCAAAUAAAGAGAAUACUUUUUAAUUAAGAACAAAAUAAUGAAAUCAAAAAAACUAAUUUAUAGCAAAAUUAUUUGAAUUAAAACCCAUAUCCUAUUUGUAUUUAGCCAACAUACUACAAUGUCUUAGCAAAUGAAAAUUUAAAAUUAGCUAAAAAUCACCCAGCUUUGCUAGCACUUGAAAAAGAGCACUUGUUUAAAGAAGAUUUUAAAUAUAUAAUGAAUUUAUUGUUUAAAAAAUCAAUAGAUGAUUAAUAUUUCGUUUUAAAAUAAGGCAUAGCUUUAGAUACAUUAAAUAGUAUCAAUUAAAAUGAAAAUUCAAUCUUACAAUUUAAUUUCAAACAUAAAUAAGAAACAUAAACUCUUUUUAGACUUUUCAUUUAAUAAAUGAUUACAUCUUAUUUUGAAAAUAAUGAACAUUAUCAAUAUCAUUGGAAUACGAUAUUGGAUGUUUUAUAGUUGCUUAUUAAAAAAUUUCCAAUACUCUUACCAUAACUCUUAAGAAUAAAUUGUUAAAAAUUUCUUAUAAACCAUAUUAAUCCCUCAUAAUAAAUUUCAUUCUUGACUUUAAUAACGAGAAUUAUAAAUCCAUCUAAGAAUUUUAUAUUUUAUAUAUGUUUGGAUAAUUUAGUUCUUUUUAGAAAAUCUGAUAAUGUAAUUGUUCCUUUUGCAUAUGAGAUUAGAAGAUUAGUAAUAUGUGAAUUAUUUGUAGAGAUUAAUAAAUCUAUUCAAGUUUUUGACGAAAAAAUAUGCCGGUUCUCUGAUAUAUUAAUGACUUUAUUGUAAAUAAAAUCUGUUGCAAAAAUUUGUAUCUAAAAUAUUAACGAGCCUUUAAACUCAUUUAAUUUUAUUAAAACUUACAUAGAUGGAAUCAAAAACUUCGAUAUUAAAUAAUAUUUUAUUUUCAAAAAUCAAUUAUUUAUCAUUAUAAACACUUUAAAUAUGCUUUACAGUGUUGCUAUCAAUUUACUUUUAGAAAAAAUUGAACCAAUAGAUGAUGAUUCUUUCUAAAUGUUUCCAGAUGAGAUAAACCAAUAAUUAUUUUAAAACUUAAUGUUACCUUCUCAAGAUGGAGUGAAACAAAAUUAAAUUAUAAGAAAUCUUCUUUCUUAAAAAUGGUCCCUAUUAACAGUUAAAAAUGAAGAAUUUUAUGUUUAGAUAGAAGAAGAGUAAGAAAUUCCAUUUGAUAAAUUAUUAAAAAUUGAAAAUUAUGAAAACUCAUAUGAAAUUUGUGCGGCAGCUUUAGAAUAAUAAUCAAUAAAUUGGAUAGAUGAAAAUGAUUAGGUAACAGAAAAUUUUCAUUCAAAAAAUUUAGAGAAUUAAAAUAUCUUAUAUAAUCCGCAGAUGAAAAAUAAAUCAGAUUAAUUUCUUUGGGAUUGUGGAUAUUUUAAUAUAGAUUUAAAUAUAUUACUACCUUUAUAAUUUUAAGAAAUAUUAACAAGUUUCUAGUCAGUAUUACCAUAAUAAAAUAAUCUACCUAUUAAUUCUAUGAAUAGAUUUUGGUAGGAUGAGCUAUAUUAAAACUCAAAUCAUCAAAUAAUAGAUAUCAUUAAAUAAGAUUAUGAGGAUCGUGAUUCAUAAAAUAUAAACCAAGAGGAUUAUUUUGAAUAAGUAAUCUAAUAAGAUGAUGAUUUAUUAUAAGAUAUUAAAAAUACGAUAAAAUCUGUGCUGAAUAAUAGAAAAUAAACACUAAAAUUAUUAGGUUUAGUAGAUCACUAAUUUUUAUAAUUUAUAAUUAAAUUUUUGUAGGUAGAUGAUAAUUUUGAAUCUUUGGAUAACUCCAUAAAUACUUUCUUGAUGAAUUUAGGUACUUCAUCUUUAAUAGCCAAUUAAAUAAUUGAUUAUCUUAUUAAUAAUUUGAAAUUGAUAAGAUAAUAGAAUUUUGACAAAGAAAUGUUUAUUGUUACUAGAAAUGUGAUAACCAGCGAUUUAAAUUAAUUCUCAAAGUUUAUUUCACCAAAAAUUUUAUAAACUUUAUUAAAAGUUGUAAAAUCAUCAAAAUGUAGUUUAUCAACUUAAAAUUUUAGAACAAUGACUGAAUUACUAUUUAAAUUUGAAGACAAUAAUUUAGAAUUGAUAAUAUAAGUGCUGUAAAACUACAUAAAAUAUUAAUAAAAUAUAGAAAAAUUACAUUGUAAUCGAAUUCAUGAUUUAUAUAUUCUAUUUAUGAAAGAGAAAAAUAAUUAAAGAAUUUAAUUAUUCUUUAAGCUUAUAUCAAUUCUUAUGAAAAACUAUAGCAAUUUCAUUAGAUUUUAAGAAAAAAUAUAGAACCAUUUAAAAUAAGUCACAUAGAAUUUUGAAAAUCACUUAAUAUAAAAAAAUACAAAUGAUUAAAUUACAGAUUAAGAAGAUGGAAUAAAGAAGAUAUUUUAACUAAUUUAAUAUAUUUUUUAUAAUUUGUCAAUUGAGAACUCUUCUUAAAAAAAUGAUUGGCAUUAGUUUCUGGAAUAGCCUGAACUUCAAUAAUUAUGGACAAAAAUGGAAAAAAGUAUAUCUACAAUUUAACCUUUAUAAGUUUAAGAAUAUAGCUCAUUUUUAUUGCCUUAUAUUGAAUCUUUUUUGAUUUGUGAUGAAAUUAUUAAUCAUAACGAGUAUUAAAGUUUUUAAUUUCCAAAAUUAUCUUCAAUGGAAAUAUCCAAUUCUUAAUCAGAUCAUAAUGAUUUUGACUAUAAAAAAUUAUUUUUAAAACUUAGCCAGAACGGUAAAGAUUAUAUCAAUAGCAUAAUAAAAGAAUAAAUUGAAAUAUAACAUUCUUUUUAAAAUACAAGAGGAAAUAAUAAUUAGUCAAAAAAAAGAAGUUUAUUAGAAUAUUUUGUUGAAUAUUUUGUUUAAACUCAUCAUAAUAUAAUCUAUUCUGAUGUUAAGAAAAAAUAUUUUAGAAAUAAAAUUGAUCAUCUGAGAUAAAGAAAUGAGGCAAUAGUAGAACAACAAAAAAUUAUAAUUAAUAUCAAUAUAAAUACAGUUUUUGAGGAUUCUUACAGAUAGAUUAGUAUUUUGAAUACUAAUUAACUCAAAACAGAUUUUCAAAUCAAAUUUGUAGGAUAAAUAGGUUAAGAUUAUGGAGGCCUAAUUAGGAAUUGGUUUAAAAUACUUUCAAAGGAAAUUCUAAAUCCAUAACGUAAAUUAUUUAUUCGUACUCCUAAUAGAAUAUAUUAUUAAAUAAAUAGUGAAUCUUAUCUUGAUUAUGAUCAUCUUAAUAAAUUCAAAUUUGUUGGAAAGAUUUUUGCAAAAGCUCUUAUGUAAGACUGUUUAAUUCAUGGAAAAUUUUCUACCCUCUUAUUUAAACAUAUUUUGGGCAGAAAGUUAUCUAUAGAAGAUUGGAAAGAUUAUGAUUCUUAAGAAUUGGCUAGCAUGAAAUACAUUUAUAAUAAUAACGAUAUUUCCAAUCUUGAUUGUUUUUUUACAUAUUAUAUUAAUAAUAGAGGAUAACUAGAAGAAAAGGAGUUAAUACCAGGAGGUAAAGAUAUUGAAGUAACACCAUAAAAUAAAAAGGAUUAUAUAAGAAAAUAUUGCCAUUAAUUUAUGGCAAAAAAUAUUGAAAAUCAGAUUAAAGCCAUUUAAGAAGGAUUUUAUUCGAUAAUACCUAAAAAUCUUAUUGCAAUUUUUGAUUCAAAAGAAUUUAAGUCAUUGUUAUGCGGUAAGGAAUAUAUUAAAGGUAAAUUAUAUUAAAUUAUGUUUUUAGUCGAGAAUCUUAUCGAGAACCUUAAAUAUAAUAGAGCAGAUAUUUAAGUGAUUUAAUGGCUUGAAAACAUAUUAAGAACUUACAAUUAAGAUAAGUUAGCUAAGUUUCUAAAUUUUGUUACAGGUAUUAUCUUAAAGCAUCUUUAGGUACUGACCUUGUACCAGCCGGAGGAUUUUAAGCUUUAUCAAGUCCAAUUGAAAUUUAAAUUUAACAUGAUAUAACUGAUACAAAUCAUAGAUUUCCCGAAGCUUAUACAUGGUAUAGUUUGAUAUUAUUUUACAUAGUCACAAUCUCUUAGUAAUUCCAGCAUAUGAUUCUGAAGAAGUUUUAAGAGAAAAAUUAGAAAUAGCCUUAUAUGUUGAAAACGACAACUUUUAGAGAGGAUGA